Charadrius vociferus (killdeer) is the source of this 2214-nucleotide messenger RNA. It is a transcript of the gene CILK1, whose product is annotated as intestinal cell (MAK-like) kinase. Lineage: Eukaryota; Metazoa; Chordata; Aves; Charadriiformes; Charadriidae. Bases 159 to 2027 code for a protein of 622 amino acids. Gene Ontology annotation, molecular function: ATP binding; protein serine/threonine kinase activity. The transcript is spliced from 13 exons. The record is from RefSeq and is a predicted model, not a curated record. Gene Ontology annotation, cellular component: nucleus; cilium; cytoplasm. Gene Ontology annotation, biological process: protein phosphorylation; cilium assembly; intraciliary transport.
ACCAAAGGCUAAGUCUUGAAAACAUGAUUCCUGCAACUGUUCACACUGUCCUGAGUGCUCUGUAUUUAUGCUGCCACAGAAAGAACUGGUUACACUCGGAGGAGAAACACAAGAAACACUAAGGACUGAAAUGCGCUUGCAGCUAAAGUAUCCUCAUCAUGAAUAGGUACACAACUAUCAGACAGCUUGGUGAUGGGACCUACGGCUCUGUCCUCCUAGGGAGAAGCAUUGAAUCUGGAGAGCUAAUAGCCAUUAAAAAAAUGAAGAGAAAGUUUUAUUCCUGGGAGGAAUGCAUGAACCUUCGAGAGGUUAAGUCUUUGAAGAAAUUAAACCAUGCCAAUGUAGUAAAGCUGAAAGAAGUUAUCAGGGAAAACGAUCAUCUGUAUUUUGUGUUUGAAUACAUGAAGGAAAAUCUCUAUCAGUUAAUGAAAGAAAGAAACAAACUGUUUCCUGAGUCUACAGUUAGGAAUAUUAUGUAUCAGAUCCUGCAAGGGCUUGCAUUUAUCCAUAAGCAUGGGUUCUUUCACAGAGACUUGAAACCCGAAAACCUGCUUUGCAUGGGACCAGAACUUGUGAAAAUAGCAGACUUUGGCUUAGCCCGAGAAAUCCGAUCUAGGCCUCCUUACACCGACUAUGUAUCCACAAGAUGGUACAGGGCUCCUGAAGUCCUUCUGAGAUCCACCAGCUAUAGUUCUCCAAUAGAUAUUUGGGCUGUUGGUUGUAUAAUGGCAGAAGUUUACACACUGAGGCCUCUCUUCCCAGGCGCCAGUGAAAUUGAUACUAUAUUCAAAAUUUGCCAAGUCUUGGGGACGCCAAAGAAGAACGACUGGCCUGAAGGCUACCAACUUUCAGCUUCCAUGAAUUUUCGCUGGCCUCAGUGUGUACCUAACAACCUAAAAACCCUCAUACCUAAUGCUAGCAGUGAAGCGGUGCAGCUCAUGAGAGAUAUGCUGCAGUGGGACCCCAAAAAGCGGCCAACAGCUAGUCAGGCACUUCGAUAUCCGUACUUCCAGGUUGGGCAUGCCCUGGGCGUUCAGGAACUGGGGAGACAAAAGGAACUGCAUAAUAAAUCAUCUCUGCAUAUUAAGCCUGUCCCUCCAGCACAACCCCCUCCAAAACCUCACACCCGCAUUUCGUCAAGGCCUUUUCAACAAAGCCAGUCUUCCCAGCAUUUGGUGUACCCAUAUAAGACAGACAACUCUGGGGCUGAGCACAGUAACUACUUACAGGAGGACAAGUCUAACCAGGUUCUUCUGCCUGCAAUUCACAAUAAGGUUCCUCAGCAGAAAGCAUCUGCUGGGACUGAGAAUAUAAAUGGUGAACUUAAACCAAAAACUAGACGAAGAUGGGGACAUCUUGCUAGAACAGUGAAGAGUUCUGAAGACUGGGAUGACUUGGAAGACCUUGAUUUCAGCUCUUCCAUCACGAAGAUGGACUUGAAAAAUAAGAAGAGGCAGAGCAAUGAAACUCUGUGUAGAUUUGAAAGCAUUUUGGACCUGAAGCCUUCGGAUGCUGUAGGGUCUGGCAGCAGUGCACCUUCCCAUGCGACCUUUCCACAGCAGGACACUCCCACAUUGCGAGUUUCUGCAGCAAAGCAACACUACUUGAGACAUUCUAGGUAUCUACCUGGAAUAAGCACAAGGAAUAACAUAGUCUCCACUUCAAACAAAGAGUCUGUUCCGUCUAAUCCUUGGCCCAGUUCUGGUUUGCCCGGGAAAGCUUCUGGUUUGGGAGGAAGUGUUAGCAGGAUGAAUUCAGGGCCCGUAGGAUCAAGCGGUCUAACUAGUGGUUAUAUCCCUUCAUUUCUGAAGAAGGAAGUAGGCUCUGCUGGGCAGAGGGUUCAGUUAGCACCAGUUGUGGAUCCAUCUUCUAAUUAUGCUUCUCUGAAGUCAGCGAGACCCCAUCUUGGACGGCCAUUGUUCAAUUCGCCUACGAAAAGCACACCAAGGUUAAUGCCUCUCCCACCACCAGCUCAGCCAAUCCACGGCCGUGUUGACUGGUCUGCAAAGUAUGGUGCUCACCGGUGAUGUGUGGAAAUACUCUCAGAACCAGUGCGUGUUUCCCAUGAAAUGGUGGCUAACACGAGACAAUUUGAUACUGUUUUGUAUACCUGUAAAUUUAAAAGAAACAGAUCUUCUAUGAGCGAGACAUUUUUUGAAGUUUUUUUUUUUUACUUUUAUUUGUAUUAAUUUGAAUGCAAUCUUGUACCUUUUU